UUCCGUGGUGUCGUCGGUGCUAUGAGAGUGUUUCUGGUGGUUUUGAGUGCGCUGGCGGUGGCGUUGGCCACCCAAUGUCCGUACUCGUCGAUGGAGCCCUUGUCCAGGACCAAAAGGAGUGCCUUUGAUAUUCGUCCUGGCGUUAGUGACGCCAGUUUGGAUGCCAUAAUCAAGGAUUUUCUGCCAAAGUUUACUGCUAACAAUGUGCACAAUGCUUGGGCGGUGCCUUCUGGUCCUCAGCAGCCUUUAAGAUGUGGAGUUCCCCCUCGCGACUGCCUAAAUGACACACGUAACCUGCACUAUCGGAGUAUCGAUGGAUCCUGCAACAACCUUGUGUAUCCGGACUUUGGCAUUGCUGUUUCCCCGUACCGCAGGCUUUUGCCACCCCGCCAAGUGGAACAGGCUCCCAAUGCUCGAUUGAUAUCCUUGUCGCUGUACGGCGAGCACACCACCAACGACUUAUUCCGCACCGUGGCGGCUAUGCAAUGGGGCCAGUUCGUGGCCCACGACAUCAGUCAGUUGAGCACGCAGGGAGCUCCCCUGGACUGCUGUGCCGAGCCACGUCAUCCCCGCUGUCAGGUCAUCAAUCUGCCGCGUGGAGGACCCAUCGCCUAUCAUACGGAUAAGACCUGUCUGCAUUUCGCUCGCAGUGUGUCCGAAGCAGAUGCCAUUUGCCCGAAGAGCGGUGCACCCUAUCCCGAGAAGCUGUCGGUGGCCACAUCCUACUUGGAUCUCUCAUCCGUCUAUGGAAACACUCCCGCACAAAACAGAAAAGUGCGUUUGUUUAAGGGAGGUCUUUUAAAAACGAGUUACACGAAUGGACAGCAUUGGUUGCCAGUAAGCCAAAAUGAGAAUGGCGAAUGUGGAGUCAGGAACGAAUGCUACAGCAUGCCGGACAGGCGGAAUCGCUUCUCGCCCACCAUCACUCUGCUGCAAACUCUGCUGGUGCGGGAACACAAUCGCCUGGCCGAGAAUCUGGCGCUGAUUAAUCCCGAUCACAGUGACGAGCGCAUCUUCCAGGAUGCGCGCAAGAUCAAUAUCGCCCAGUUCCAGAAGAUCACUUACUACGAUUGGCUGCCCCUGUUCGUGGGUCGCACCUACACCUAUCUGAAUGGAUUAAUCUAUCCAGUGGAGCCAACUGAAUAUGUGAACGACUAUGACGAGUCGGUGAAUCCUGCUGCCUAUGCGGAGUUUUCUGCCGCAGCUUUCCGAUACGGACACAACACGAUUCCCGGUUGGUUCUCGCUCGUUGCCCCCAAUCGAAGCUCCAACCAAACCCUGCGCCUGAGCGACUACUUCGAUCGAACGGAAACCAUUAGAUUGCUGCAUUCUGCAGAUAACUUUGAUGCCUUGUUGAGAGGUUUGGCCACCCAGCUGCAAAAGAGAUCGGAUGGAAACAUUGAUCGGGAGAUCAAGCACUAUUUCAACCGCAAGGAGUUCGAGGAUUUCGGUUCCGAUCUAAAGUCUAUUGAUAUUCAAAGGGCAAGAGAUUUCGGGUUGGCUUCCUACAAUGAUGUGCGGGAGUUUUGUGGACUGCGAAGAGCUGUGGAUUGGGCGGAUUUCGCUCAUGAGAUCCCCGGAGAGAAAAUCUCCCUCUUGCGCCGGUUGUACGCAACUCCGGAUGAUGUAGAACUGAGUGUGGGUGGCACUUUGGAGUACCAUGUUCCAGAAGCUCUUUUUGGACCAACUCUAUUGUGUGUUGUGGGAAAACAACUGUUGAACACACGACGCGGCGAUAGAUUCUUCUUUGAGCGAGAAAGCGCAGGAGGCUUUACACGCGAACAACUCGCUGAGAUCCGUAAAGUAAGCCUGUCCAGUUUGUUCUGCAGCAACGCAAACUAUCUUCACCUAAUCCAGCCAAAUGUUUUCGUAUUCCCUAACUCACACAAUUUACUUCUUAACUGCAAUUUCAUACCGCAAAUUGAUCUUAGCAAGUGGCAGGAUACCAGGCCCCAACUUGUGCACUAGUAUUAUUCCUAUUGUGUGUAUCUAAAACAAAUUCGUUCGACCAAUUUGUUCUUACAGAUACCAACCUUUUUAUUUAUUUAAAUUUUAAAUUCGUAUUGUCUCAACUCAAUUACACAAUUAAAAAACAAAAGUCAUUUUGUUUUUAAGUUUGUGGAACCUUCAAAACUAUAUUGCUCUAAUAAGCUCCAUGGCAAUAAAAUUAAUUGUUAGGAACAGUGUUGUUUUCUUUUUAUGUUUAAAAUGUUCACAAUAAAGCCCACACAAUAUAAACAAGCUA
Molecule: messenger RNA, 2245 nt
Organism: Drosophila ficusphila
Lineage: Eukaryota; Metazoa; Arthropoda; Insecta; Diptera; Drosophilidae
Product: peroxidase
Exons: 5
Coding region: 22-1968 (648 amino acids)
Biological process (GO): response to oxidative stress
Molecular function (GO): heme binding; peroxidase activity
Source: RefSeq, a predicted model, not a curated record